This is a messenger RNA of Adineta steineri, 1011 nucleotides long. The record is from the annotation of a GenBank genome assembly. NCBI's taxonomy places the organism in Eukaryota, Metazoa, Rotifera, Eurotatoria, Adinetida, Adinetidae.
AUGACUUCGAUUACAGCAUUUCCAGAUUCCGAUGGCUACACAAAAUCAUUUUCUAUUGAAGAAAUAGCUGAUCUAUCGGAUUUCUUCGAAAAGUAUGGAUUUGUUGUUGUACGAAAUAUGAUCGAUUCCGAAGCACAAAUAGACGACACAAUUGAUGAAAUCUGGAGUUUACUUCGAGUUCUUAAUCCAAAAAUUGAUAAAAAUGAUAGUUCAACAUGGGAUAACAAAUAUUGGCCUAUUUAUAUGGGUCUCAAAGAUGGUGGUUUCAUAUCACAUAUGGCUGAUGUAGCAACAAAAAUGUGUUGGGAAAACAGACAAAAUCCUAAUGUUGUCAAAUUGUUUCAAACGCUACUUAAACAAAACGAUCUCUGGGUAAAAUUUGAUCGUUAUGGAAUGAUGAGACCUACGAAAGGUAUUACUUUUAAAAAUAACAACGAUGACGGAUCUGUUGUAAUUGAAGAUAGACCAGACUGGCGAUCAAAACCUAAUUGGUUACAUUGGGAUCAGAAUCCUUGGAAAUAUCCAGACUUUAUGGGUGUACAAGGUCUUCUUGCAUUAAGUGAUACAAAUCCAAAUACCGGUGGAUUUCAUUGUGUUCCUGGAUUCACUCAUCAUUUCAAACAAUGGUCAAUUGAUAAUGAAAAAGAACAUAGAUCUCGUGGUGGCCUGAUUAAUGUUCCCGAAGAUGAUCCUAUACGAAAUGAAGUCAAACAAAUUCAUGUUCGAAAAGGUUCAUUCGUUGUAUGGGAUUCACGAUUGCCUCAUGGAAAUUUUCCAAAUCAAAACGAUCAAUUUCGAAUUGUUCAAUAUAUUGCAUUUGAACCAGCAAAAGAAGAUGAUAAAAAUGAAGUGACAAAUCGAAUUGAUGUUGUUGAUAUGCGUAGAUCGAGUCCUACAGCUGAUGAACAACUUGCAGGAUUUCCAGAACCAGAACUAACAGAACUUGGUGAGAAGAUUAUUGGACUUAGAAGUUGGAAAACAAAUGAAAAAGUAGACAAUAUUUCCGAAUAG